Molecule: messenger RNA, 636 nt
Organism: Megalops cyprinoides (Indo-Pacific tarpon)
Lineage: Eukaryota; Metazoa; Chordata; Actinopteri; Elopiformes; Megalopidae
Product: claudin-like protein ZF-A89
Exons: 1
Coding region: 4-636 (210 amino acids)
Biological process (GO): bicellular tight junction assembly; cell adhesion
Cellular component (GO): bicellular tight junction; plasma membrane
Molecular function (GO): structural molecule activity
Source: RefSeq, a predicted model, not a curated record
GUGAUGGCGUCUGCAGGGCUGCAAAUUUUGGGCAUUUCGUUGGCCGUGAUCGGAUGGCUGGGAGACAUUAUAAUCUGCGCUCUUCCCAUGUGGAAAGUUACUGCAUUUAUUGGAAACAACAUUGUAACGGCUCAGAUUAGCUGGGAGGGUCUGUGGAUGAACUGUGUGGUACAAAGUACCGGACAGAUGCAGUGCAAAGUGUACGACUCCAUGUUGGCCCUUCCCCGGGACCUGCAGGCAGCUCGUGCGCUGGUCGUCAUCUCGGUGCUGGUGGCCCUCUUCGGAAUUCUGCUGUCGAUCUCCGGGGGAAAGUGCACCAACUGCAUCGAGGACGAGCACUCCAAGGCCAAAGUCGCCAUCGCCGCCGGGGUGUUCUUCAUCGCGGGUGGAAUUCUUUGUCUCAUUCCAGUCUGCUGGUCCGCGAACACCAUCAUCCGCGACUUCUACAACCCCAUGCUCGUCGAUGCGCAGAGGAGAGAACUUGGAGCUUCGCUGUUCAUUGGCUGGGGAUCAGCCGGCCUGCUGCUUCUCGGUGGAGGACUUCUCUGCUGCCAGUGUCCCCGUAAGGAAGGUCGCCCGUACACGGCCAAAUAUUCCGCCGCCAAGUCCAACGCGAGUGGAGGGGCCUACGUGUGA